Beta vulgaris subsp. vulgaris (sugar beet) is the source of this 1611-nucleotide messenger RNA. RefSeq lists its product as uncharacterized. The record is from RefSeq and is a predicted model, not a curated record. NCBI's taxonomy places the organism in Eukaryota, Viridiplantae, Streptophyta, Magnoliopsida, Caryophyllales, Amaranthaceae. The coding region runs from base 49 to 1359 and encodes 436 amino acids. The transcript is spliced from 2 exons.
UUCACUGCUAUAUCAUCUAACACAAAAUCCCCUUACAUUUUCUAAAACAUGACCUCCUCAAAGUCUUUUGUUGCUUUUGGCCUUCUCUUGGCUGUUUUUCUUUUCGUUUCUUCUGAGGUUUCUGCUCGUCAGCUAGCUGAGACUACUGUCGAACAAACUCAGGUAAAAUCUACAGAUGGAUAUCAUGGCGGACAUGGACAUGGUCAUGGUGGUCAUGGACAUCUAGAAGGAGAGGCAAAUGAAGUUAACCCAGAAAGUUAUGGACAUGGAUAUGGUCACGGUGGUCAUGGACAUGGACAUCCAGAGGAAGAAACUAAAGAAGUUAGCCUAGAAGGUUAUGGACAUGGCCAUGGUGGUCAUGGACACGGGCAUCUAGAGGGAGAGAACAAAGAAGUUAACCCAGAAGGUUACGGACAUGGUCAUGGUGGUCAUGGUCACGGGCAUCGAGAAGGAGAAAACAAAGAAGUUAACCCAGAAGGUUACGGACAUGGUCAUGGUGGUCAUGGUCACGGGCAUUUCGAGGGAGAUAACAAAGAAGUUAAUCCUGAAGGUUAUGGACAUGGACAUGGUCAUGGUGGUCACGGUCACGGGCAUCUAGAGGGAGAGAACAAAGAAGUUAACCCUGAAGGUUAUGGACAUGGUCAUGGUGGUUAUGGUCAUGGUGGUCAUGGUCAUGGACAUCUAGAGCGAAAGACCAAAGAAGUUAAUACUGAAGGUUAUGAAAAUGGUCAUGGUGGUCAUGGCGGUCAUGGAGGUCAUGGUGGUCAUGGACAUCUAGAGGAAGAAAAUAAAGAAAUUAAUCCUGAAGGUUAUGGACAUGGACAUGGUGGUCAUGGUCACGGGCAUCUAGAAGGAGAGAGCAAAGAAGUUAACCCAGAAGGUUACGGACAUGGUCAUGGUGGUCAUGGUCACGGGCAUUUCGAGGGAGAUAAUAAAGAAGUUAAUCCUGAAGGUUAUGGACACGGACAUGGUGGUCACGGUCACGGACAUCUAGAGGGAGAGAAUAAAGAAGUUAACCCUGAAGGUUAUGGACAUGGUCAUGGUGGUCACGGUCAUGGACAUCUAGAGAGAGAGACCAAAGAAGUUAAUACUGAAGGUUAUGAAAAUGGUCAUGGUGGUCAUGGCGGUCAUGGUGGUCAUGGAGGUCAUGGCGGUCAUGGACAUCUAGAGGAAGAGAAUAAAGAAGUUAAUCCUGAAGGUUAUGGACAUGGACAUGGUGGUCAUGGUCACGGUCAUCUAGAAGGAGAGAGCAAAGAAGUUAACCCAGAAGGUUAUGGACACGGUUCUGGCUAUGGUCACAGUGGUCAUGGUUAUGGCCAUGGUGGCCACUACCCACCAAAGGAACAAAUUGGUAACUAAGCUCAUGAUUCCACCGUAUCAUGCAAUAUAGCAUAGUUUGGUAAGUGCGUGUUUAUGUUAGAGAACAAGUAAGUCGAGCAUCUGAGUUGUUAUGAAAUAAUACAUGUACGUUCUUGUCCUAUGUAAUAUCCUAAGAUUUAGUGUGGGAAAGAUGAAAGGACAUGAUAUACAAAUGCACGUCGGUGAAGUGACGCUUCUAUCUUUAUGUAUUCUGUUUACGUUGGAAUCUAAUGAACUCAAAUUUUAUUAGCA